UAGUCAUAGUUCACGGAAUAUGCCGCUUGUUGCUCUCAUUUCCACCAAAGUUCACGUAAAAGUAGAACCUUCAUGUCGCAGAUAACAAGUUUCACUGAGCCCGUUUUGCCGCUUCUUCGUCUCCGUCCCCCUAAGCCAGCCCUGGAGAUAUGCCUCAUCAAGUCCGGUGUCACUUGGUGAUUGGGUGAAAUAGGUACCCGGUGCCUGCAUGUUAUCGUAUAUUAUAAAACGCGUGGUUUCUUAAUGCUGAGAACAACUAACCAGCCUCUCUUCUACCAAGACUACCAGGAGGGGAACAAUGAACAUAACACCCAAAGUUGAGUGUGUCGCUAUGACGCAAGACCUUGCAAGACUGCCGGGGAAGACAAAGCGACCAUUGGCGCUGCGCCUCAACCAGGCACUAGUGACAUAUGGCGUGUCGUAUAUCUCGUUUAUUCCAAACGAGCUCCUCGAGAUGAUAUUUGUAGAGACAGUCAAAGCAACUAGAGCAGAUGAAGACUCCUCUUCUUCAUGCGUCCCCACCAGUCUACGCCUCCGCCCCAGGCCUGAGCUUCUGCUUGCGAGUGUUUCACAGCAUUGGAGGGCUGUGGCGCUCGGGAUGCCGUUGCUUUGGACAGACAUUCGACUUUUCCUCCGGCAGAAUGUAGAUCUCGUCAAUCUUUACUUGACCCGCUCGCAAGGACAGCUGCUUGACAUGCGAUUCACUGGCAUUCACAAUCAGGGCUUGCCUGAGUUUGACCCAGAUUACUUGCGCAUAUCCUGCAUUAUUCUUUCUCACAUUCAUGUCUGUCGCCGCUUGGAAGUUCACGGGGCUUUCCCAUUCCCAAAACUUCUAGAUGGGUUCAAGCACAUAAGGGCACCAAUGCUAGAAGAACUUAUCGUGCACUAUCCGCUUGACAUCCCGAAUAGCAGACAUCUCUUGUUCACCGAAGGUCUGCCUUCACUCACGUCUAUUGAACUAGGAAAUUUCUCAUCCAUCUCCUCAGACUUGUUAUUGUCUGCAGACCGCCUUACAGCGCUCACCUUAAAUGGCUUGUGGGUUUCCGGUCUUUCCCCUGAGAAUUUCAGCAACCUGCUCUCUCAUCUCACUUCGCUGACUCAUCUCACGUUGAUCGGUGAACCAGUGGAUUAUGUUCGCAGCAGGGAUAUCCCAGUCGUUGAAUUACCUUUACUCCAGACAAUGAUCCUCAAACCCGGACCAAAUAUUUCCAGGACGUAUAUGCCUACCAUCUUCCGGGCAAUACGCGCCCCCGCGCUACGCGAGCUGGUAUUGGAUUUCCACACUGCGACCUCAUCCCGUGAUCUCCAGUCGCUCGUGGACAAGCUGAACCGUGGAGCACCGCCCUUCCCCUCUGUACGCCUUCUCACAUUGUGUAGCAGGUUCAUGGCAUACGACGGGUGGCAUGCCCUUGCCCACGCAUUCUCAGGCAUAACGACUCUCUCAGUCUCGAAGUGUAUCGUGAACCAGUUGAUGGGCUUCCUGUCAUGUGCGGGGAGACGAGAUGCAUUCCCGAAUUUGCGGACACUUUUGUUUGAUGAUAUGCAGUUCGAGUGGUCGUUGCUACUCCAACUAUUGCAGAUCAGGGAGGCGGCGGGGAUGCCUGUUCGCGAGGUCAAGAUGAGGGGUUUUGGGAAACAUGCGCAAUCUGAACUAGUUGGGAAGUUGGUGACUUCUCUUGCUACGUACACUCCCGUUGUGAUUGGUUGGACUUGAGUCACUUGAUCGCGACAUGUAUAGGGCCUAGGCUAAAUACGGGAUUUGUCCAAAUGGUGUGCCGUGAACGUUUUCGGCUGACGAAAUUACCUACCUUUCUGUGGAAGUUGCCCAUUCAUUUGUGAUCCUCGCUGCCGUCGACGACGGUGCACAUCAAUGUUUAGGAAGUCAGUAUCCAAGGUGGUGCCUUCUAGGGCUUUGCUUCGUCCCCAGCGCGGGUUUUCCAUUUCACUCCCCGUCAAGAGAAUCGUUGCGACUAAUCCGAUCAAGGCAGAGGACCGUGACGCCAAGUCCUG
This is a messenger RNA of Suillus plorans, 2010 nucleotides long. RefSeq lists its product as uncharacterized. The coding region runs from base 299 to 1714 and encodes 471 amino acids. NCBI's taxonomy places the organism in Eukaryota, Fungi, Basidiomycota, Agaricomycetes, Boletales, Suillaceae. The record is from RefSeq and is a predicted model, not a curated record. The transcript has 3 exons.